Messenger RNA from Chrysemys picta bellii (western painted turtle), 2333 nucleotides. The record is from RefSeq and is a predicted model, not a curated record. NCBI's taxonomy places the organism in Eukaryota, Metazoa, Chordata, Testudines, Emydidae.
CCGAGUACAGCACAGUGAUCCAAACGGGUGUGAGUAAAAGUUCCCUGCUGCGGCGAACAAGCGAGCGUCUUUCUCCUGCGGGAUUAUUUAUAGCCGGCUCCGCUGCCUGGCCGGGCUCCCUCUGCCUGACCCAGGGACACACCCUGCGGCACAGACGCAAUCCGGGGCGUUGUUCCUCGUUAAAGGGGAAACUUUAUAACUUCGCGCUUUGCCCUCCCCUCCUCCCUCUCUCCAGCCCCCUGGCUCAGUUUGCCGUGGGCAAGGGGACUGGCGCAUACCCGCACCCACGGGCUGGAUUUGCUCCUUUGCUUCGGUUUGAUCUUUUGGGGCCAGUCGAGCCUCUGGGACGUCGCUUGGUGGGUGACUAUUGGAGAGAAAUCUUUCCAAAACUUCAGCCAAAAUGCUCCUUUUGUUGCUGGGGAUCAUCGUGCUCCAUGUGGCGGUUCUGGUGCUGCUUUUUGUCUCAACAAUCGUUAGCCAAUGGCUCAACGUUAAUGGGCGUACGGCAGACCUUUGGCAGAACUGCAGCGUUCUAGUGGCCCCGAGUUCCUUUCAGUGCUUAACGUCGUCCACGAACGAGUGGCUGCAGUCUGUCCAAGCUAUGAUGAUCCUCUCCAUUAUCUUCAGCGUGCUGUCUUUGUUCCUGUUCUUUUGCCAGCUGUUUACGCUCACCAAGGGGGGACGGUUUUACAUUACUGGAAUCUUCCAGAUCCUUGCCGGCCUGUGUGUGAUGAGUGGUGCAGCCAUCUUCACUGUGAGACACACGGACUGGCAGCCCACCACAAGUGAUACCUCCUUCGGCUUUGCCUACAUCCUGGCUUGGGUGGCCUUCCCACUGGCUGUCAUCAGCGGGGUGAUCUACGUCAUCUUGAGGAAGCGCGAAUAAUGAAGCAUGAGGCGGGGGGGCCAAGACAAGGCACUCAUGACAUCCAUGGAGGGGAUUGAGGCAGGGGAAGAAAAGACGACAAAACGGGGGGAGGAGGGGGGUGUUAACCAACCCCCCACCCCCUCAAAAUAAAAACCCAACAAAAAAACCCAAAAGGAAACACACCAAGGGUUACUGUGUUAAUUGAAGAUGUAUAUAGUAUCUAUGGUUUAAAAAACCUAUUUAUAACACUUUUUACAUAUAUGUACAUAGUAUUGUUUGCUUUUGUUGACCAUCUGCUAUGUGUUAAAGCCUAAAGAAAGUGCCUAAAGAACUAUUACUCCUAACAGUGUAACAAGAGCGCAGUAUUUUUUGUCCUUGUUUUUGUUUUACCCUCAAUGCGAAUGGAAUCUUCUUUGAAAGCUCCCGCCCCAAGGCAACCCACCAAAGAAACCCCAACUCAAACCAGAUCCCCAGAUGAGGUAAAUCAGUGCUGCUCCAAUGGCUUGAAUGGAGCGAUGUCCAUUUACACCAGCUGAGGAUCUGUCCCCUCCCACAAGUGCCAUGAUCCUAUUGCCUGAAGCGUGUGAAUAAAUAUCAUGCCUCAGGAGCCAAAUUUUCAAACCACCUAAGUGAUGUAGGAGCCCAAGUCCCAUUAGCUUUCCAACCACACCCAGUUGGGAACUUGGGUUUUUAACUCACAUAGGCACAUUUAAAAAUGUUACCUACCAGUUCCAUUGAAAUGUUACUGUAACUAGUGUACCUUUAACUUCGUUUUCUUUUGGAAGUUUCCCCUUAGAACAUCAAUGCUUUCCUGUGUUAGGCCUUGUGUAUAACAAACUCUCAUGUACCCAUCCCCACACACCCAAACCACCCAAGAACUGUAGCCUAUGACCUUGAAAUGUAUUUUUUCCUUGCCGUGUAGAUAAAGAUGGGAAAGAAUCAAACAAUAUAUAUCUAUGAAAUAAAAUACCAAAUAUGUGAAAUGGUGCUAUCUAUUUGCCAUUCCUUAUAUCACUAGCCAUUUAACCUUACUCACUGGAAAUUCAGUUAACAAUUUUAUGAGAUAAACAAAAGAUAGAAAUGAUAAAUAAUUCUAUGUAAUAUAAGUGGUCUAUAACUGCUUUUGUACUUAGACAAGUUGCUCUUAGUAUUAUUGUUAAUAAAGCAUUUAUAACCAAUUUUUCCCCCCUCAUGGUCAGGAGUAGCAGAAACAAAUCUCUGGAUGGAACCCAUAGGUCUUCAGAGACUGGCUUCUGUAAUCCUCUUUCUGUGCUUCAGAGGUGUGUCUGGCAAUGAAUUGUAUGGGCAUUUUACUGUAGAUUCAUAUACGGUGCCUUCUGAUGCUAAGACUCCAGACAUUCUGUUGUUUUGUUUUAUUGUUUGUUGUUUUUUUUGCUUUGCUUUUCUGAUUUUAUACCGACUGUGUGGACUAAGCAGCAAUGAAAUAAAAGUCAGAAUAACUCAA